AUGUUUUUGCGAAGUGGCAGAGUUAAAGUCUACGAUUUCAACCCGCACUUCAGGACACGCUUGAUUCGGCGGAUAUACUGGACCCAGAUCACAAAUAUACACCGUCAUGCUAAAGAUCUCUGUGGAGUCGUUUCAGUGGAUUGUCUGUGUGGUGACGACAAAACAUACAGCUUCACAGGAAACGCAUUGGAUGAGCUACACAAAUGUGCAGUGACAUCCCUGAAGAAUACAUCUGGGAAAUAUGUUAAACUUGGGGGUAUCCCCCACAAAUUGGUUGCCACAGACACUGAAGACAAAGAGAACUUGGAGAUAUGGAAAUAUGAUACAAAAGUAGCAUUUUGUUUUAAGGAUAGGCAGGGCAGACCUUGUGUGGUUUCAGUGGAUGAAAAUGAUAAUUUCAAGCUGAUCAAGACGGACACAGAGGAUGCAAAACAAGUCAUUGAGGGAAAUCAACAAAAAUCCAUUUGGUUUGAAAUUAACAAUCCUGGAGCUCAUGGCUACUGUAUCAAGAUGGCCGAACGUGACAAAUAUUGGGCAAUAGAUAAAACUAGAUCUGUUACCCUCACAGAUAGUGCUAAGAGUCUCUUUACUACAACUCAAUCAUCAAAUUGUCAGUGUGAAGGGUGCCCUCGGGUCAUGGCAGAUGUGUCCGAUGCAAGAUGA
Knipowitschia caucasica is the source of this 663-nucleotide messenger RNA. The record is from the annotation of a GenBank genome assembly. Lineage: Eukaryota; Metazoa; Chordata; Actinopteri; Gobiiformes; Gobiidae.